This is a messenger RNA of Cladophialophora yegresii CBS 114405, 891 nucleotides long. RefSeq lists its product as uncharacterized. The transcript is spliced from 4 exons. Lineage: Eukaryota; Fungi; Ascomycota; Eurotiomycetes; Chaetothyriales; Herpotrichiellaceae. Bases 1 to 891 code for a protein of 296 amino acids. The record is from RefSeq and is a predicted model, not a curated record. Gene Ontology annotation, molecular function: 2 iron, 2 sulfur cluster binding.
AUGGCGACACUCAGCCUUCAAGAAAUCACGUCCGAAGAGCAAUUCAACAACCUCACCUCCUCUGCCUCCCCUUCCACAGUCUUCAUCCUCUACUUCCACACCCCCUGGGCCGCACCGUGCGCACAGAUGACCACCAUCCUCUCCACCCUCGCAAGCACAUAUCCCUCAUCCCGCGCCUCCGACCUCUCCUUCCUGACCAUCAACGCCGAAGACAUCCCCGAAAUCUCCGAGACCUACGACGUGACGGCCGUGCCCUUCACCGUCAUCGUGCGGGAUGGCAAAGUGGUGGAAAGCGUCUCCGGCUCCGACGCGACGAAAGUGCGCACCGCGGUGGAGAAGUACGCCGGCACGGGCUCGACGCCCGCGAGCGUAAACGGCGGGACCAAAAUCCCGCCCGCCCUCACAGCCGAGCCCCAGAAACAGCAGAGCAGCGUGUCCACCUCGGAGGAGCCGAACGGGGGCGCGGAGAACACAAACACAAGCACAGCCACCAAGGAUCUCAGCGGGUAUGCGCCCAAGGAGAGCGAUCCGCAGACCGCACCUGCGUACUCUGGCGGGACGGAUCAGCGGGAGGAGUUGACCGAGCGGCUGGGCAAGCUGGUCAAGGCCGCACCAGUCAUGCUCUUUAUGAAGGGGACACCCUCCGCGCCGCAAUGCGGGUUUAGUCGCCAGCUUGUCAGCAUUUUGCGUGAGAAUCAGGUGAAAUACGGAUUCUUCAACAUCCUCGCCGACGACGAGGUCCGCCAGGGCCUCAAGGCCUUUUCUGACUGGCCCACUUUCCCGCAAUUAUACACCGACGGGGAACUUGUGGGCGGGCUGGAUAUCGUUCGAGAAGAGCUAGAAUCCGAUCCGGAGUUUUUCAAGCCCUACAGGGCGAGUGCAACGGCGUGA